GUCAAAUAAAAGCACAUAUGGCACAUAUGACAUUCUCAGCGGAUAUGAUACUGACCCAGUUGACAUGGUAUAUAUAUGGGUAAACACCUCGGAUCCUAAAUUCAUUCGUGAAUUAAACCGUCUUAGCAGACAGGAACAUGCAAAUCCACUUGAAAUACUAGCAAAGAAUCGAUACCGAGACUGGGGAACUCUAAAAUACUCUCUAAGAUCUGUUGAAAAGUUUGCACCUUGGAUAAGGACCGUACAUUUAGUCACAAGUGGGCAAAUUCCAUUCUGGCUUAAUAUGGACAAUCGGCGAAUCAACAUUAUUACUCAUAAGGAAAUAUUUCCAAAUCGGUCAGAUUUGCCUACUUUUUCGUCUGCUGCAAUAGAGUGCCAUCUACAUCGGAUACUCGGAUUAUCAAAAAGAUUUAUAUACAUGAGGGAUGACGUCAUAUUUACGGACACUGUUGAUUUGUCAUAUUUUUAUACUGAAAGUGCAGGUUAUAAGCUUCAAUUAAACAAAGAUGAGAUGGAUUAUUGUAACAAACUCUGUCGGAUGACAAGUGUGAAUAAUGGAAUAUGUGAGAAGAAUUGCGCAACUGCUAGUUGUGAAUUUGAUGGUGAAGAUUGCAUGAACGUUGAACAACUUCCUGAUUACAUUGAACCAGAUAGAAACCUAAUUGAUAGUACGCAGGUUUCUUUAAGACAUACAGGUUUUAUUUUCAACAAGGUGUUUGGACCAAAAGACAUGGUUAUGCCGAUACCUGGUCCUUAUAUGCUUGACAGAGACAUCGUCUCCGGGAUGAUGAAUAGUUUUACACAUGAAUCAAAAACUACAUCUUCUACAAAAAUUGAAAACAACAUGACAUUUCAACCAGUGUUCGCUUACUACAAUUACUUGAGAGUUAAAGAACAAUCUAGAAAUCUUAAUAUAAAAACGACUACAAAGUGGUCUGUUCUAGAGGUUAGCCAUACUGAUUUGUCCAUUCGUCAGAAGGACCCUGUUGUUAAUUUACUUAAAAACAUUAUCAAAAGAAGUGGGACAUUUUUGGUGUUGUCCAAUUAUUUUCCUGAGAAUAUAUACAGAGAGUCAAGAGAACGUAUUUUCAUACAGGUACUUGAAGACUUGUUGCCAACACCGUCACAGUUUGAAGUGAUGAACAAUAAAGCAAUUAGGGAUCAUUCUAUACUAUAUUAAUAUUUUGUGUUAUUAUUGAGUUUCUACGCAACAGUAAAUGUCUUAGAGACAAUGUUAAUUCUCUUAAUAGAAAUAAUAUAUUUGCACAAAGCAAAUGUAUUGAAUACUUGUGUGAUUAAAUGAUCUAACAAAAUGUAUAAUGAUUUAAAUCUUAAUGUUUUACAAAAUGGAAACGAUGUGCAUGUAUAUACAUGUAUUUAUGACUCUAAGCAGUUAUUUUUUGUUCUCGUUUCACGCAAUUACGUUUUGUACUUCUUGAAACGUGCACAAAUAAAUCAUAUAAAAACAAAAUAAGAAACGUUAGGUUUAGAUUUUUACACUUCACCACAGCACGUGGCAAGUGACACGUGACAGCUGUGAAAAGUUCCCUGGUACUUCACUUCAAUGUUAUUAUAUUUGUAUUGUCCUUCACUAUAAUUGAUUCAACCACAUUACAUGUUCAAUAUUGAAUACUAGUAACCGUUUAAUGAGGUGCUAGGAGGUAUAGGAGAUGCAGUUAUCUCUCAUGAACAGACUCAAUCUCCUUCUCAAGACAUUUUUAACAGUUAUUUUAAUGAAAGACUUUUUCUGCUCUGGGUUUAUUUGUUUACUCACAGAGUGAGUAAAGAAAUAAAAGGCAGUAGGGGUAUUUGUUAAUUAUAGUUUUACCAAUUACAAGUUUCUGCAUAUUUGGGCAUCAAGGGUGUGUUUAAUUCAUUAUAGAAAAUACACGAUUUUUUUCUUUUGUUUUUUAAUAGCUUUUUAUAAAAUAGAUGUUUAAACUUCUUGUAUCCCGGGCGCCUAAUAGUCUAUGUUACUUUCAUGUGUUUGGUGAAUAUUUAGAUAAACCGUUGUAUGAAUUACUGAUAUUUAAGUAGUUCUACUUACAUAGCAAUUUGUGUUUUCCAUAUUUUAGUGUUCAUGUCAUUUGAUUAAUGAUAGAAAACUUAAUAAAUAUGUUAAAGACCAUACGUAAUUUGAACUUAAUAUCUGGUCUGUAUAGAUGUUAGUGAAUAAGAAUAAGUGUGAAUAAUUAUCCAAACAGAACGGGUGAAUUUAAAUAUGUUAGAUAAGAUACGGUUUCAUUUGAAUAUGUUACAUUAGAUUAGGUUUACCUAUUUUGUAUACUUGACUAUGCUUUUCCUUACCCGGUCUUUGCUUAUAACACACGCCAAGGUGUGACACAAGUUUUAAAAUGACGCCCUGCCUUCGCAUAUGAAUGGUGAAAAUUAUGUAAUAUAUUGGAAGAUAUUUAUAAGAUAAAAUUAAAAACUGCGAGAUGUUAUUUACAUAUGAUAUGAUAUGAACUAAAGUAAUGGAACAUAUCGAUCAGAAUGCUUUGUUUAUUUUGCCUCUGUGUAUCCAUUUUAUCGGAGGUAGAACAUGUAUAAAAUAAACAGUCUGAAUAAACACCAAGUCCGUAGCAGUUCUAAAUUGGUAGAUAGACACCGGUUACUUUCUUUUUGUGUAUAGUGACAAAACAACGACUCAUGUUGGAAAUAAUUUCAAUAUCUCUUUAAUUAAAAUCACUCAAUUCAGUGGCAUAAUGUGACUCAAGUUAAAAGAAAAAAAAGUAUUUUUGAAAACUGAUGGAAUGAAAUUCAUGUUUAUCCUCUUUGGUUUGUACACACUUGAUCCACAGAGCAUUUUCUUUUUCUACUGCAAUUGCGAAGAAUUUCACUAAAUUUUGGACACGUCGGAUCCAUUGGCCUUUGGUAAACACAACGCCUUAAUAUUUUCCUAGCAUUAGCAUCACAUUCUUGUUCCUUACGUUUAUCAACGUUUAAGAAUACAUCUCUUUGCGGUUUCUCGAAAUAUUUCAUAAUUUUUUGGAGAACUGAAAUAUCAUUUACAUCACUCCUUUUAUCUAUUUGCAUAUA
This is a messenger RNA of Ruditapes philippinarum (Manila clam), 3039 nucleotides long. RefSeq names its product capsular polysaccharide phosphotransferase SacB-like. The transcript has 7 exons. The annotation marks the transcript as partial. Gene Ontology annotation, biological process: carbohydrate phosphorylation; N-glycan processing to lysosome. Gene Ontology annotation, cellular component: Golgi apparatus. The record is from RefSeq and is a predicted model, not a curated record. Lineage: Eukaryota; Metazoa; Mollusca; Bivalvia; Venerida; Veneridae. Gene Ontology annotation, molecular function: UDP-N-acetylglucosamine-lysosomal-enzyme N-acetylglucosaminephosphotransferase activity.